AUGUCUUACUCCAACAAGGCCCUCCUCAUCUCCGCCCUCCUGGCCAUCGUCGAAGCUCGCUUCGGCCAGGAGCAGGUCCCCGUCUCCGCCAUCUCUGCCCUCUCCAACCUCGGCAACCCAGGCGAGGCCGCCACCCUCGCCGGUGGCGUCCCCGGUGUCCUCCUCGGUGCCGCCAACCCUUGCGGUAAGCUCGAGCUCGCCGACAAGAUCGUCACCCAGCUCGGCAACUCCCAGGAAGUCAUCCAGGCCGCUCGUGGCCUGGUCGCCGCCGAGCAGAACUUCAACCCCUUCGCCACCAACAUCCCCAGCAUCUGCGGUGACGCUUCCCUCCCCGCCACCGCCGAGCUCCGCGGUGUUGUUCCCCUGGUUGACCCUGCCGUCACUGGCUCCGACGCCGAGAACGCCAACUCGGCUACUUCUCUGCAGAACCCCUUUGAUGCCACCGGUCUGUCUGUCGCCGAUGUCAUGAAGGCUCAGGGCUUUUCCAACUUUACCGUUGCUGGACAGGCUGCUGGCGGUAACGCUGGCGGCAAUGCUGGUGGUAACGCUGGCAAUGCCAACAACGGCAACAACGGCAACAACAACAACAACAACAACAACAACCAGAACAACAACAACAACGGAAAUGCCAACAACGGCAACGCGAACACUGGCAACAACAACAACCAGAACACCGGCAACAACAAUGCCAACACUGGUAACGACAACGCCAACGACAACGCCAACGACAACGCCAACGACAACGCUGAUGACUGCGGAAACGCAGGCAACGCUGGUAAUGCCAAUGAUAAUGCCAACAACAACAACAACGGCAACGCAAACACUGGAAACAACAACAACAACCAGAACAACGGCAAUGACAAUGCCAACACUGGCAACAACAACAACGCCAACAACGGAAACAACAACAACAACAACGGCGGCAACGCAAACAACGGCGGCGCUGCCGGUGGUGCUACCGGAGCCGCCGACUUCGGCCAGUGCACUCCCACCAUGGACUUCGUCCUCGGCCGCAACGGACGCAAGGCCACCGAGGGUACCUUCCUGCCCACCGACCCCCUUGUCGCCCAGGGCCAGCAGGAGGCUCUGAACCCCAACAUCAUCACCAACCGAAUCUGCGACCAGCUCACCAACGUCUGCAACGCCAACGACGCCGCCAAGACCCUCUGCAAGGACGCCCAGGCCCAGAUCCAGGCCUCCGGUGACCGCAGCGCCGCCGUCGCCGACACCUGGAACGGCCUCCUCGGCUUCUAA
This is a messenger RNA of Colletotrichum truncatum, 1254 nucleotides long. RefSeq lists its product as uncharacterized. The record is from RefSeq and is a predicted model, not a curated record. NCBI's taxonomy places the organism in Eukaryota, Fungi, Ascomycota, Sordariomycetes, Glomerellales, Glomerellaceae.